AUGUCGGAGAUUCACAACGCGGCAAGGAUGCGGAACCCAUGGGCUCUUCAUUUUCAGAAACUUGGGCUUCAGCUCAAAUGCGCCCUUUGUCUGAACUUGCUGAAUAAACCCUUGCUGCUCCCAUGCAAUCACAUUUUCUGCAAGUUUUGCAUUCCAAAAUCGAGCCGAUUAGGAACAGAAUGCCCUACAUGCAAUCAUCUGUUUGCUGAUGGAGAGAUGAGAUCAGCUCCAUUCUUGGAGAAUAUCAUUACCAUUUACAAAAGCAUGGAUGCUACUUUUAACACUAUCUUCCCGCAUUUGUCUAAGGGUUCGAGAGAGUCAUUAAACCAGACCCCGGAAUCAGUUACUAUCAUUGAUGACAAAACAAGAAAGAAACUUGAUGAAAUAGAACUUCAAGGAAGUGAACUAGGCAGCAGAGAUGGGAGUUCUGGAACAUAUAGAGCCGAAAGAUUAGUUGAUGGUGAUUUUGAUACAGCUCCUGUUGGUGAAGGAUUAGCAUCUCCUUCUGAUAACAUAGCAGUUUCCAACCUUAAUGGGGAACUCCGUGAUGCACUAAACGUGGACAGAACUGCUUGCGCCUUCUGUCAUUCUUCUAAGGAGACAGAAUGGACAGGACCAGUGCUUUACUAUGUCAAGGGAAAGGAAGUAGUAGGAGAUGUCACUGCUCUUACUAAGGCCAUUCCGGUCCACAGCAAAUGUAUUGAAUGGACCCCUCGAAUUUAUUUUGUUGGGGAAAUAAUGAAGAAUUUGGAGUCUGAAGUGGCGAGAGCUUCUAAGCUCAAGUGUAGUGGAUGUGGAUUGAAGGGAGCAGGACUUGGUUGCUUUGUAAAGUCCUGCCCUAAAAGUUACCAUGUGCCUUGUGCUGUUGAAAUUCUGGAUUGCAGAUGGGAUUGCGAGGACUUUCUAAUGCUCUGUCCUACUCACAACUCUGUUAAAUUCCCAAGGGAGAAAUCUAAAUCUCGAGAGUUUGGAAGGGACGAAAAGGAUUCCUUGUCCACUAAAACAUCCUCUAACUCAUUGAAAUUUUGGGAAACGUCAACUACUGGACCAAAGCAAUGGUUUUUCUGUGGAUCUGCUUUGUCUUCAGAAGAGAGGUAUUUGCUGGUCAAGUUUGCUACCAUGUGUGGAGCAACUGUGUCCAAGUUUUGGAACCCAGAAGUUACACAUGUAAUUGCAGCCACAAAUGCAGAGGGGGCAUGCGAUAGGACUUCUAUAUUUCUCAUGGCAAUUUUGACUGGACGCUGGAUCCUUACAAUGGAUUGGAUAAAAGUCUGUAUGGAAGCAAAUCAUCCUAUGAAUGAAGAACCUUAUGAAGUUAAACUGGACAAUCAUGGUUGUCGUAAUGGCCCCAAAACUGGCAGGGUUAUGGCAUCGACUAAUGCACCAAAGCUUUUUCAUGGUUUGAAGUUCUAUUUUAGUGGGGAUUUUGUGCCAGCUUACAAGAACGAACUUAUAGAUCUAGUUACAGUUGGUGGAGGUACUGUUAUUGAUAGCAUGGAACAGAUGAUUGCAGAAAGGAACGAGACUCGAACAACUACAUGUUUUUUUGUUUAUAAUUUUGGUUCCCGAGAAGGAUGCAUAUCAGAAACAGCAAGUUCACCUUAUGUGCAAAGAUUAGCAAAAGCACAGAAUUUAACCGAAGAUUGUGUUUCUCGGGUCCUUCCACAUACAUGGAUUUUGGAAUCAAUAGCUGCAUAUAGGUUGCUACCUUCAUUUUGCUAA
Molecule: messenger RNA, 1722 nt
Organism: Fraxinus pennsylvanica
Lineage: Eukaryota; Viridiplantae; Streptophyta; Magnoliopsida; Lamiales; Oleaceae
Source: the annotation of a GenBank genome assembly